Molecule: messenger RNA, 1900 nt
Organism: Neltuma alba
Lineage: Eukaryota; Viridiplantae; Streptophyta; Magnoliopsida; Fabales; Fabaceae
Product: ankyrin repeat-containing protein ITN1-like
Exons: 3
Coding region: 75-1835 (586 amino acids)
Cellular component (GO): plasma membrane
Molecular function (GO): protein binding
Source: RefSeq, a predicted model, not a curated record
GUCCAAAUCGCCCGUUUGUUUCUUGUUGAAGGAGUCAUCGCCCCAAGGGGCCGAAUCAUCUCCAGUGGGGGCUCAUGGAUCUCAAAAGAGCAAUCGUCCUCAACACUCCCUCUGAACCCCCCACACCCACCACCCCUCGUCCCACCCUCUUCCUCUCCUCUUCCGGCAAGGCCCUCGUCGUUUCCAACUCCAGUAAAUCCCUCCAGGCUUCCAAUUCCAAUAAAUCCAUUCUCUCCAAUUCCGGCAAGCGCUUCGACAAGAAGAAGUAUGUCAAGCAGGUCACCGGCCGCCACAAUGACACCGAGCUUCACCUCGCCGCCCAGCGUGGCAACGUCGCCGCCAUUCGCCGCAUUUUGGGAGAAAUCGAUGCCCAGAUGAUCGGAACCCCCAGUGGGGCCGAUUUUGAUGCCGAGCUCGAGGAGAUUAGGUCCGCCAUUGUCAAUGAGGUCAACGAAUUGGGGGAGACGGCUUUGUUUGUGGCUGCCGAGCGGGGUCACAUUGACGUGGUGAAGGAGCUUCUGCCUUAUGCCACCAGCGAGGCUCUUUCCUUGAAAAAUCAAUCAGGCUUCGAUGCCUUACAUAUUGCUGCUAGCCAUGGUCACCUAGCCAUUGUUCGGGUGUUACUGGACCAUGAUCCAGAGCUAGUAAAUACAUUUGGACAAUCAAAUGCAACUCCCCUCAUAUCAGCAGCUACAAAAGGGCAUGCAGAUGUUGUUGAUAUGUUAUUAUCACGAGAUCCUAGACAGGUGGAAUUAUCUAGGUCCAAUGGAAAGAAUGCACUCCAUUUUGCUGCCCGUCAGGGACAUGCUUGUAUCGUAAAAUCAUUACUCGAAAAGGACCCACAACUUACUCAAAGGACUGAUAAGAAAGGGCAGACUCCGUUGCAUAUGGCUGUAAAGGGGGUUAACUGUGAAGUAGUAAGGUUGCUUCUUAAUGCAGAUCCAGCAACGGUUGCCCUACCUGACAAGUUUAACAACACUGCAUUACAUAUUGCCACAAGGAAGAAGAGGGCAGAGAUAGUGAAUGAGCUAUUACUUCAUCCUGAAACCAAUGUUAAUGCCCUAACAAGAGACCGUAAAACGUCUCUUGACAUUGCCGAAGGACUCCCUCCAUCUGAAGAAAUCCUAGAGAUUAGAGAUUGCCUGGUUCGUAGCGGUGGAGUUAAAGCCAGUGAUCUUAACCAACCAAGGGAUGAGCUAAGGAGGACUGUGACACAGAUCAGGAAGGAGGUCCAUAUUCAGCUUGAACAAACUCGAAAAACAAACAAAAACGUGGAUGGGAUUGCCAAGGAGCUACGCAAGCUGCACAGAGCGGGGAUCAACAAUGCUACCAACUCAGUGACCGUAGUUGCUUCGCUCUUUGCAACAGUUGCAUUUUCUGCAAUUUUUACAGUUCCUGGUGGGGAUUUUGAUAGUGGAGUGGCCGCUGUGGCGUCCACUCCAUCUUUCAAGAUCUUCUUUAUUUCUAAUGCAAUUGCACUCUUUACAUCAUUGGCUGUUGUCGUGGUUCAGAUCACAGUUGUUAGAGGGGAGACGAAGUCUGAAAGGAGGGUUGUGAGGGUGAUUAAUAAGCUGAUGUGGUUAGCUUCUAUUUGUACCACGAUUGCAUUCAUUUCAUCAUCUUAUAUAGUAGUUGGUCGACGUAACAUGUGGGCUGCAGUCCUUGUUACUGUGAUAGGGGGAGUUGUGAUGGCUGGUAUUCUUGCUGCUAUGACAUACUAUGUGGUUAAAUACAAGCGUAUUCGGAGGGUGAGAAAGAAAGCCAAAUUGGCCAAGAAACAUUCAGUGCAUCAUUCAGAUUCAGAUUCAGAAAUAAAUCCGAUUUAUGCCAUUUGAUGCCAUUUUGGACCUCAUACUGGACCAUGAAGUCUCUGUGUAAACCUAUAGGGAAAGGAUGCUUU